Molecule: messenger RNA, 8717 nt
Organism: Rhagoletis zephyria (snowberry fruit fly)
Lineage: Eukaryota; Metazoa; Arthropoda; Insecta; Diptera; Tephritidae
Source: RefSeq, a predicted model, not a curated record
AUGGGCAUCUACAUAUCGGAUCCGGCGCUGACGGUGCGUUUCAAAAUAGUCAGCGGCGAUCCGGAGAAGAUCUUCAAGGCGGAGGCGAAGCACGUCGGNAUUCCGGAGAACUCUGUCUACAAGUACGCCUCCCCAGACGGAAAGAUGGGCAUCUACAUAUCGGAUCCGGCGCUGACGGUGCGUUUCAAAAUAGUCAGCGGCGAUCCGGAGAAGAUCUUCAAGGCGGAGGCGAAGCACGUCGGCGACUUCUACUUUCUGAUGAUCCGCAUUCGCUACGGCAACAACGCCGUCCUCAACCGAGAGUACAUGGCCGCCUAUGAGCUGCGCGUCCGGGCCACUAUCACCUCAAACCGAAACGACGCUUUCCGUUUCAAGGCAAAGUGCACCGUCUUCGUCACGGUGGAGGACCGCAACGACAUCUCGCCCAUCUUUUCAGAGAACUACGACGUCUCGGUGCCGGAGGACGUGCCUUUGGAUCACUCGGUGGUGCGCGUCACCGCCGACGACCCGGACAUUGGCCGCAACGGCGAGAUCUACUACAGCCUCGCCGAGCCGACUGACCUCUUCGCCAUCCACCCGACGCAGGGCAUCAUCUACACCACUCGGCCGCUGACGCUGCAAAAACUGCUAAAAGCAACAGUGAACAGCGACCAACACCACGGUCAUCACAGCCACCGGUCACACCGAGAGUCAGUGGUCGUCCAGGAGCACACCAUCCACCUGACGGUGAUUGCCAAAGACCGCGGCUACCACAGCGCCUCCUCGCAGAUCAUCGAGUCCUCCAAGGCGAAGGUGAACAUUCGCAUCACCCCGGUGAACAGUCACCGGCCGAAGAUUUCCAUCAAGCAGCACAGCACGCUGGCCACCAGCUUCACAAGUGCCGCCACCGGCUCUCGACGGCCCAUCUACGCCGUGGUGCACGUCACCGACCAGGACAUGGGCGUCUACGGGGAGAUCUGCGACUUUCGGAUAGUGGCCGGCAACCGAGAGGGCCUCUUUGCGGUGAGCAACACCACCUCCAGUCGCGACUACAACAUCGAGCUGACGCGCUCUGUUUCGGAACUCUCCGGAAGUCUUCUUCGAUCGCUGCCCAUCAAACUGCUCCUCCGGGCGACCGAUUGCGGCGGCCAGAGCGCCAACCAAAACCGGUGCUUUACGAUUAACGAGCAGUCGGGAACGGUGGAGUUGAUCUGCAACCUGAAGAAGGAGCUGGCCCGAAACGGCGCCGGAAAGCUGAACCAGCAGCAGCAGCAGCCCGCCUGGACCAUUUCAGUCUCCGCCACUGAUGGCAACUACUUCUCCGAUCCAAACUACCUCAACGUGGUCAUUGUGGGGGCGGACAGCUCUGCCGCAGGGGCCAACAUGGCGCCGUUGUUAGGCAGAGACAGCAGAGACAGGCGAAACAUUCGCGUGGAGUGCACUGAACACCGUGCCCGUCUGACCACCACCACCACCACCACAUCGCUAAAAGACAGCGUAAAGCUGCUUUCAUUUGAGGAGAAGGAGGCAAUCAACGCCAUGCAAACGGCUCAGUACGCCAAUGAGGCGCCCGUUUUCACUCAAACGCUCACUGAUAUCAGCAUUCCGGAGAGCACCGUCAUCGGCAGCAAGAUCGCCACCUUUGCGGCCAACGACAGCGACGCCGGCUUUGAGGGUCUCCUCAUCUGGUCGCUGAACCUCCAUCAGCUGGACAACCUUGCCGACUCCAGCCGAAGGGUGUACUUUGAGAUUAACAGCACCACGGGAGAGCUGACGCUCAUCUCUGAGCUUGACUACGAAACGCAGAAGGAAAUACACCUUCAGGUGACCGUCUGUGAUCAGAGUCUGCUGAAUCAAAGGUGCGCUGAGGAGAAGGUGAAAGUUACCGUGGAGGAUGUCAAUGACAAUGCACCCAAAGUGGAGCACUUUACCUUCAACAUCUCAGAGGCGGCCGCUCCACACACCAUUGUCGGGCAAAUUUUUGCAUUCGACGAUGAUUCCGGCGACAAUGCCGCUCUGGAAUACUUCAUUGACUCCGCAGCGGACCACUUUUCAAUUGAUCUAUUCAACGGAACACUUCGCCUGGAAAGGCCACUUGACCGAGAGACGGUGGCCAAGUACACGCUGUACGUUACUGUCACCGAUUCAGGAACCCCGGCGCUCUCUGCCUCUUCAACUGUGACGGUCUUUGUCAAUGAUGUGAACGACAAUGCACCGGAGUUCUUUCAAAAGUCGUACUUUCUCAAGGUGCGCGAAGACAUUCCGGUGGGCACUCGACUGACGCGAAUCUCCGCAUUUGACCGAGACGAACGCGAGGCGGCGGAAAUCCGAUACUCACUGGGCGACAGCGGCACUGCUUCUGCUGAUGGUGGUGGUGGUGCAACCUUCAAGGUCGACGAGACGACGGGCAACAUUCGCGUGGUGAAGGCGCUGGACUAUGAGCGCAACCAGCUCUACAACCUGUCCAUCAUCGCCACCGACGAGGGAAAGCCGCCUCUGUCGAGCACUACCUACCUGCUCGUCGAGGUGGAGGACGUCAAUGAGAACUACCAUGCGCCGAAGUUUGCCGACUUCUACGCGACCGCCUCGGUGAAGGAGAACCGCCCGGUCGGAACUGUGGUCACCAAGGUGGCGGCCACUGAUGAGGACGAUCCGUCACUGCCGCUGAUUUACCAGAUCAUCGGCGGCAGCGGCCUUGGUCGUUUUACCAUCGACUCUUCCGGCGUGGUACUGACCGCUGCAGUUCUUGACGCCGAGAGUGCCUCUCACUUUUGGCUGACCGUCAUUGCGAAAGACCGAGCAGCUGUCCCGCUGACCGCCCGUCUGGAGCUGUACAUCGCCGUGGAGGACGUCAAUGACAUGCCGGCCAUCACCGACCAGUCGCUCUACCAGGCGGCCGUCUACGAGAAUCUCACCAUUGGCAGUGUCAUCGUGCAGCUGACUGCUCACGAUCAGGAUUUAUCAGCGGCCAAAUCAGCUGCUGAAGGUGGCAGUGGUGGCAGCACUAGUAGUAGUCACUUUCAGUACCGCAUCAGCAACCAAGUGCCCUUUGAGGUGGACGCCCAGGGCGUCAUCAGGUCAACUGCCGAGCUUGACAGGGAGAGCGUCGCCCGCUAUGUGAUAGACGUUGAGGUGAUAGAGGCCAUUGCUGGUGAUGAUGCUGGUGAUACAGCAGCCUCAACCACAACAACAGCCGAAACAGCUAAACAAGUCAGCAAACGACAGAGUGACCAGCAACAACAACAACAACAACAGCAGCCUCAUCGAUUUCUCAUCUCUCGAACACCGGUCAUUGUCGAUGUCCUCGACGUGAACGAGUUUGAACCUAAGUCGAGCCUGCACACCUACCGCUGCUAUACCUACAGUCGCGUGAACACUUCCAUGCCCGUCUGUCAGAUCAUCGCCUCUGACCGUGAUCUGGACAGCUUCUGCUCGCUCACCUACGAGCUAGUGGAGGGCGGCGAUGCAAAGUACUUUCGCCUGGAAAACAGCAGCGGCAUCUUCUACCCUACCUCGGCCAGCAUUCCCAAGGGCAGCUACGACUUUAUCGUGAAGAUUAGCGACUGCGGCCAGCCGGCGCUCUCCUCCACUGUGCACGUCAUCAUCCGCGUGCUGGCCAUCACCAUCAAGCCGCCGGACAUGCCCAACAGCAGGCCGAUCAUCGAGCCCACUGAUUCAGUGGUCUCGGUAAACCGCGACGACCCCGUCGGCACCGAGGUGGCCUUCAUCAAGACGCUGGACGACGACUUCGACAAGCUGUGCACCUACAUCACCGCCGGCAACGUCGACAACACCUUCGCCUUCCUCGACACCGGCGCCCUGGUGGUGGCCAAGUCGCUGAAGAGCCGACCCACCACGAUUCAGUUCUACAACCUCACGCUGAUGGUCACCGACGGCGUCGACAACUCCUCUCUGCCGCUGCUGAUCACCGUCCACAGCGACCUGGACAGUGUGACGCCCUUCACGCAGGCCAACUACACCGUCAACGUCCUGGAGAACAUCACCAUCGGCAGUGACAUCCUCCACCUCAAUGUGAACCUGGAAAACGAGCUCCAGCACUCGGCGAAUCUGAUCUUCAGCAUCUACUCGACGGCCGCGCCGGAGACGAUGGCCAAGUUCGAAGUUGAGUCCUGGUCGGGGAAGCUGAAGGUGAAGAGCGCCCUCGACUUCGAGUCCGGAAAGGUGCACGUGCUGCUGAUCGAGGCACGCAGCUCCCGAAAGCACGCCUCCUCCUAUCACCUGCGCACCUUCACCAAGGUCACCAUCAACAUUCUCGACGUCAACGACCAGGCGCCCCAGUUCAUACUGCCCACCUACGAGGCGACCGUUCUCGAGUCCUCCUCGGUGGGCACCUCGGUGCUGCAGGUGCAGGCCUUUGACGGCGACUACGGCUCAAAUGCCGCCAUCAACUACUCCAUCGCCACGGGAAACCUCGAUUCAGUCUUCGGCAUCGAGCCAACCCUAGGGUACAUCUACCUGACAAAGACGAUCAGCUUCCGGGAGCAGCCGGAAUACUACCUGCUGGUGCGGGCCACCGACAACGGCGUGCCCUCGUUGAGCAGCACCGCCAAUGUGCACGUCCUCGUCGCCGUACCGGACAACUCACCGCCCAAGUUUGAGCAGGACAACUACUUCGUGGACGCCCGAGAGGACGAGAAGGUGGGCACGGUGAUUCUCUCGAUGAGGAUGGUCAGCCGGCUGACAACCUUUUUUGAGAUUGUGGGCGGCAACGAGGACGGCGCCUUUGCCAUCAACGUCAACAACGGCGAGGUGUACCUGCGAAAGGGCCUUGACUACGAGCGCCGGCACAACUACACGCUGACGGUGUCGGCGGCGUCGCUCUUCGGCGUCAAGGACCGGGCGAAGAUCUUCGUCAGCGUCCUGGACGUCAACGACAACGCCCCCUACUGGCGGGAGGCCGUCUUCGAGGGGCAGCUCUACGAGACGAUGCCCGUCAACAGUAUCGUCCUCACGGAGGAGGGCGCCGCCCUGGUGGUGCGCGCCUACGACAACGAUUCGAUGCACAACGCCCUGCUCGCCUACUCGAUCGUGGAGGAAAAUGCGCGGAGGUACUUUUCAGUUGAGCCGCGCACCGGCGCCGUGUCGCUCAUUCAGCGGCUCGACUUUGAGAAGGUGCAGGAGUUCACCUUCUCGGUGGCGGUGGCCGACCACGGGCUGCCCAGUUUGAAGGCGGUCAGCAGUGCCCUGGUGCGCGUCCGCCUGCUGCCCGUCAACGACUGUCCGCCGGUGUUCACGCUGAACAAGUACUACGCCAGCCUCCUCCUGCCCACCUACCAGAACGUCAUUCUGACCAGUGUGGCGGCCAACGACUGCGACCUGCGGCCGGAGAACAGCGGCGAGCCGCACCUGCUGCACUACAACAUCAGCGAAGCCUCGCCACAAGGCCGCCACUUUGCCAUCAACAGCACCAGUGGACAGAUUACCACUGCCACUGACCAAUUUGAGGCGGCCAUUUACACCUUCGAGGUAACCGCCUUCGAUGGGAAGCACACCUCCACGGCAAAAGUGUUUGUGCACGCAAAGCCGCUGCCGAGGAGUUCACUGCGAUUUCGCCGCGACCGCUACUAUGGAACCAUCACCGAGAACAGCUCGCUCAUCAAGACGGUAGUCAUGCCGGGCAUUGAGGGAAACAAACUUCACGAACACCUACUAUUUCGCAUCAUGAACCCCACGGAGCACUUUCGCAUUGCCCGCACCUCGGGGGCGAUCCUCUUCCGCGGCCCACCGGUGGACCGGGAACGGGUGGCCAAGUUUGAGCUGGCCAUCGAGGUGACCUCCAUCUCGCUGAAGGACCGAGCCGCCCACACGAUGGUCGAGGUGAAGGUGGAGGACAUCAACGACAAUGUGCCCCGUUUCGUCGGCCUUCCCUACCGCUUUGUCUUCAACGCCGACGCGGAGAAGGGCACGCCGAUCAGCAGGGUGCAGGCAGUGGACAACGACGUGGGCAUGAACGGUCAGGUGGGCUACUCCAUCGUCUCCGGCGACCCCGCCGGCCUUUUCGCCAUCAACAGCAAAACUGGCCAGCUCAGCCUGGCUCGAGCUAUUGAUUCAGAGAUCAGCAGUCUUGAUCAGGUGGCCGAGCACACCUUGGUGGUGAUGGCGCGAGACAGCGGCGAGCCGGCGCAGCAAUCAAUCACCAAUGUCACCCUGCGAAUGGUUUCCGGUGGCGUGCCCGUCUUCAGCUCGGCCACUGGCUACAAUGUCACCGUCAGUGAGGCUCACGCCGCCAUGGUGCCCUUUGUCACCAUCAAGGCGGAGAGUCCCAGUGGGCGGCAGAUGUUCUACAACAUUGAGCAGGGAAAUGAGAAUGAGGAGUUUGCGCUGGACUUCAGUACCGGCAUGGUGAGCAUUGCUGAGAAACUGGAUCGCGAGACCACCAGUCGCUACACCUUGACAGUCUCUGCCACCGACUCAGUGUCCGGUGCAUCCUCAACUACCAGUCUCUUUAUUGAAGUUGAGGACACCAACGACAACCACCCGAUGUUCCACCGGUUCUCCUACAACGUCUCCGUGCCAGAAAACUUUCCCGUCGGCUCACAGCUGCUGAAGGUGGUGGCCAGCGACGCCGACGCCAGCCUGAACGCCAAGCUGCAGUACCACAUUGUGGACAGCAACAAGACGGCGCAGUUCUACAUGUCGCCCGAUGACGGCGUCAUCUCGCUGAAGACGCCGCUCGACUACGAAACAGAGGCCAGCCACCACUUCACCGUCAUGGCCACCGACUACGGCUCCCCCCGGCUCACCUCCACCGCUCAGGUGUGGAUCGAGGUGGUUGACAUCAACGACAAUCCGCCCACGCUAGCGCCCACCUUCACCACCGCCAUCGACGAGGACAUUGAGAAGGGGGAGUUUGUGACGCGCAUCACCGCCACCGACCUCGACUGGUCCGACCGCAGCAGCCUCAGCUACCACAUCGUCUCCGGCAGCAGCAACAUGGCCUUUGUCAUCAACGAAACCUCUGGGGCCCUCUACGUGCGCAACCUGAAGAGCACCCGUGCGCUGCCCUUCCUGCGCAGCCACCGCUCGGUGCUGCACGAGGAGCACCUGCGCAGUCGUCAGGCCACUAAGCGGCACUACAGCCUCAAUGUGUCCGUCUCCGACGGCCUCUACUCCACCACGCAGCUGUACUUCAUUGAGGUGAAACCGGCCAAUCACCACUCGCCUCGCUUCAGCCGAGUCCUCCACAAUGUGGCCGUCAGCGAGGGCGUCUCCGUGGGCGAGCAGAUCUUCGCCAUCAACGCCACUGACCGCGACGACUCUGAGCAGUACGGCGUCGUGGAGUACUCCAUUCUGAAUGAGUACGCGCGAAAGUACUUUGCCAUUGAGCCGUCCACCGGGCGGAUAACGAUGCGCUCCAAGUUGGACUACGAACGGGAUGACAAGUUUUUCUGGCUAGUUUUGGGGGCGCAGGACAAGGGACGGCGGCUGGGCGUGUCGGCGCUGCGAGUCGCCCUCACCGAUCUCAAUGACAACAUGCCGCGCUUUAUGGUCAAGGAGUACCGGUCCACGGUGUGCUCCAAUGCCUCGGUUGGAUCGACCAUCCUUUCGGUGAUGGCGGUGGACGACGAUGAGGAUGUGGAGAAUCAGAUCAAGUACUCUAUUUACGAGGAUAAGUCCUCCACUACCACUGCUAUUGCAAAAACGGCCACGACGAUGCAGCCAUCAAAUGACAGCUCAACUGCGGUGAUCACCGACUACUUUGAGAUCUCAGCCGAUACAGGGUACGUCUACACAAAGGCCAACUUGAGUGCACUGGAGGGGAAGAUGGUGCAGUUCUUUGUGAAGGUGACCAACCUCAACCUGGUGAACACGGGCGCACUCAAGAACGUCAUUGAAAACGUCGUCCCGGUGACCAUUCAGGUGAUCAGUCAGUGCUCAAUGGCAAAAAAAGAGGCCUUUCUGUUUGAAGUCUUCGUCAAGGAGAAUGUUGAACGCGGCUCAGUGCUGGUAAACAUCAACCUCGAGGGCUACAAAGACGUCGACCUGAGCAUCGUUGGCCUGGACGACGCCAAGGAUGCAGGUCGAUUCCGCAUCGACAAAUACGGCCGCAUCUCACUGAACGAGCCACUGGACCGAGAGCAGAAGGCAAAGCACAUUCUGGCCAUUCUGCUGAAAGACAAGCUGACCUUUGCCGUGGAGUACCUCUACGUGAUCAUCAACAUCAUGGAUGAGAACGAUUGUACACCGUACUUCGAUUCCGCCUCCUACUACCUGUCACUGGCGGAGAACCAGGAGACCGGCUCCUCCAUCUUCAAGGUGAACGCCAUCGACGCCGACAUUGACGUGCUGAACAACGCCCUCAAGUACAGUCUGGAGGGCGACGAUGAGAAGGAGGAGGCGGCGGCGGGCACCUUCAGCAUUGACGAAAACUCCGGCUGGAUCGUCCUGGCCAAGGAGCUGGACAGAGAACGGGUGCCCUCGUACGCCAUUAAAAUCGUGGUCACCGAUGGUCAGCACAGCAACUCCACCACACUGCACCUCGACGUGGUGGACGUCAAUGACAACGCCCCAGUGGUGCAGAAGUCCAACUACCUGGCGGCCAUCUUCGAGAACAGCCUUCUCGGCACCGUCGUCGUCACCAUCGAGGCAAGCGACCCUGACCUGAACUCUGACCUGCGGUACUACAUCACCGACGGCGACUACCUCAAUCAGUUUUCCGUCGCCUCCAACGGUGACGUCUACGUGAACAAGCCGCUUGACAGGGAGUUCAUUGACAG